AUGGCAGGAUCCAUCCCCGACCUCUCAUUACCAAACAGCCCUUUCUUUAAUAUCUACAGCGAUGCGCAUAUAAUCGCCAAUUCGCCAGCUCUUCCCGGUGGACCAUGCAAUUUCGUGGACUUAACUCGCGGUGCCCAGGGACCUAAGUGUGGAUGCCGUCGUUUCUGGAGUCGCGGCGCUUUCUCACCCAGGACAAGCAGAGGGAGCUCAGUAGGGAUUUCGCCAGUAUAUGCUCCUGGAUACCCUAAUGGAAAUACCGGAUCCGAUGAAUCUGCUUGGUGCAUGUGUUCCCAUCAUGCUUGUUUUCAUGAUGAUAUUCGCGAUAGCCAACCUCCUGUCACAUCCACAGCUAAUACUGACGUCGCGGACAACGGCCAGGAAAAUGAGCGGCCUAGGACCAGUAGGGAGCCCCUCACACCAGUAGUACCGGAUCUUUCUUUUAAGAUGCCGGCGCCAGCGGAUCCAAGUAUAGAUUUUUAUACGUUCAAUGAUUUCCCUUUUUCAAAUCUCGCGGAGCAGGAGAACGCGCCGCAGAAUCAGGUCGCGGUGCCUCUACCACCACCCUCUAUCCCGGAUACGUUAAGUUGGACCAACCUAAUUCAAUCUGAGCCAGACGAAGGAAGCCAACUCCCCCCGAUCCCAAGCCAGUGCCUGAUCUCUUCGCAGCCGAGCUCUACGACAUCGUCUGCUAGAGUGGGAUAUCUGCGGCCGUUUGCCGGGAAAGGACUGGGAACACUAAGUAGUGUCAGAUCCAAGUUAUGCGAGCCUCCUUUAGAACAGGAGGACGAAACCCACCUACAGGAGGAGAAUACCAAUGAGCCCAAUAUGGAUCAAUCCUUGGAUGAUGGACAAACGGUCGCAAAUACCCCAAGCUCUUGUAGGCAUGAAGAUAUAGCUGAGAGGCAGAGCUUAUCUCCUCCUGGACCCGAUCGACAGGCAAUCAGGCAACUGUCCGACGCUGUUCAAGGACACGAACAGCGAUUAGACCGGCUCGAGAAUCCAUCUGUUUCAGUUGUUGGUCAUGAUGGCUGUGAUGAGAAGCACGAUCAGAGUGACUUAAGAAUAACUGAACUUGAGUCGCGCGUGGAAGAAGUUGAGAAGUUAAUUAACGAUGGCACGCAGGUUUCUGAUCAUCGCACCCGGCGCCUAAAUGUUAAUGAGUCCAUGGCCAGUAUAGCAUCCGUUUCCACCGUCGGAAGCGAAUACGUGGCGAGCCGUGCAGAGCUUUAUAGUCAACUUCAGGCCCUGAAGUCCCAGUUAAGCCAACUACAAGGCUUAUCGUCCUUCCCAUCCUACACUCGCCCAUGGGAAAUUGAAGUUAUCUUUUUGCCUUUUCCUUUGAAGAGUGUAUGGAUGGAAUUCCACGACUACGCGAGCCAACGCCCUUCAGGCGGCAGUGUUGAACCUGAUCAGUGGACGCAGCUGCCUAAUAGUUCCUCCGUUUUGGAGUCUCAGUCUGCUGAAUUUAACGAUUGGGUCGGGCCCGAGCUUGAGUCAGAGUGGCUGCUAGCUCGGGCCUGUGCGCCAAACCGUGUUAUCGAGCAACGACUCAAGAGUCGGGGUCUUGUUAAGAACGUGACUAUUCGCGGCUCAGAUGCUCGAAGCGUUCAUCAAGCCAUUUGUGAUGCAUUCGGAACUUUGUUCCGUACCUUCUCCCGUAUGCAAGCAAAUGUUCAUCAUGGUUCGACUCAACACUAUCGCGUGACCAAGUUUCUUGGUCUUCAGUCGCCAUGGGUACCUUUGCGCAAAAUACAUAAGGAUUCAAGACUACGAUUCCUAUCGCCGCCCGAGAUGGUCACACCGGUGAUAUGGGACGUUCCAUUUCUCCGCUCAAGCGUAGUCAUGAAGGCGACCGGCACCCAACGCCUUUUUAUUACCCAUCCUGAGGCGUACCUUCAGGAUCAAGAUGCGUACGAUAACGGGUGGAAUUGGCAGCGGCUGCGAGAAUUAAGCCGCGUUUACGCAAAUUCUCAAAGUACCUGUCAGGAAGUUCCCGAGGCAGAUGCAAUGGAAGAUUGUUGGGCGUGGAAUGACAAUUUCGACGAGCAUCCUGCAAGCACCAAUACAUCCCAGUCUAUUAGUCUCCGACAGACAGCACAGCGCAAUUGGCAUAGGAUGUCUAUGUCGCCGGCCCCGGGUCUUCUCACGGAAACUGGCCGACCGUCCCCUUCUCUUGGGACUAAUCGCUCGACUUCCCGCUUUAAAUCUCCGGCAAUGCUUAGAGAACGCAAAGGCUCCAGACCACCUCAUGUUCGCACAAACUCUAUGCCACCAACAGCACAAACUCUUGAAUCACCUACCCAAGCGAAACGGCGAGUGACAUCAUAUGUUCACCAAUACGAGCGCCGCCCGUCACCGCAAGUCGUCCGGUUGAUUCCUGCAACGGGACAUAUCGCAGCCCUCGCAAAACGUCGAAGUACUCGAUCACCAUCAGUCCGACCGCGGAACACGCCGCGUUGGAGUACGGCAUCGCCCAGCCCGAUACCCGAAGUUUUUAUUGCUCGUAAUUCGACACCAUUCUAUGCUACGCCGCAUAGCAACGCUCCCGGCUUCGAAGGACGGGCUGGUCGUAGCGUAGUUAUUGUCGACGACGGUGGUGAUACGGGAGAGAGCGGUAGCGGAACCGAACACCACGAUGGCGAAGAAUGUAUGGACGAGGACGAUGACGACUCAGCCGAUGAUAGCCCUAUGGUCGACUUUUCACACCCAAAAGAGUCCGAGGAGUCUUGGCAAGAUGGGCAAUUGCAUGGUGGACCAGAAGACGAGGUAUGGCCAGGCAUAGAAGACGCAGAAAACCACGAUCCCGAGCUUGGAAUUGAUAUCCAUGUUGAUAAUGACGCUAUGAGCGAUGACAAUAUGAGUCAAAUUUCUAGCGUCCCAAGCGAGUAUCCUAGCAACCAGCCGGCAUUGAUGGACGCCGAAGAGGGUUUCCGGGUUUAUGAAGAUGGUAACCCAGCUGGGAAGCGAAGCCUUUGA
Molecule: messenger RNA, 2976 nt
Organism: Daldinia childiae
Lineage: Eukaryota; Fungi; Ascomycota; Sordariomycetes; Xylariales; Hypoxylaceae
Exons: 1
Coding region: 1-2976 (991 amino acids)
Source: RefSeq, a predicted model, not a curated record